This is a messenger RNA of Corythoichthys intestinalis (scribbled pipefish), 3992 nucleotides long. RefSeq names its product E3 ubiquitin-protein ligase TRIM35-like. The transcript is spliced from 2 exons. NCBI's taxonomy places the organism in Eukaryota, Metazoa, Chordata, Actinopteri, Syngnathiformes, Syngnathidae. Bases 1056 to 2441 code for a protein of 461 amino acids. Gene Ontology annotation, molecular function: ubiquitin protein ligase activity; zinc ion binding. Gene Ontology annotation, biological process: protein ubiquitination. The record is from RefSeq and is a predicted model, not a curated record. Gene Ontology annotation, cellular component: cytoplasm.
UUGUUGAUGUCAAUAAUUACUUACACAAUGCUCAUGGGUGCUGAAGCCUAUAAAAUCAGUCGCACCCAAGCGCCAGCAGAGGGCAGCAAAACUCCAUAAAACACAACAAGUGAGCGUUUCACUGUACUGUCAUUUAAAUCUGUCUGAGCGGGGCAUGUGCGUUAAUUGUGUCAAAUAUUUUAACGUGAUUAAUUUUAAAAAUUAAUUACAGCCCGUUAACGCGAUAAUUUUGACAGCCCUAGUAAAUAUAUGAAAAAGAAAAUCUCGACCACUCCUUGAUGUCCGCGAUUUCUGCAUCACGACCCUUGUUAUAUUGCCAUGUUUCACCCAUAAAAUCCCCCCAAAAUCCAGCUGUGGCCAUUGACAGCUGAGUCUUGACACUCAGUGAGACAUGCUAGAUUGAGUUUUUUCAUCGAAACGAGGUAAGUACGCGAUAAUAUCUCUUUAAAGUCACGGUGUCUUUAAUUCUGCUCUCGCGUGCUCACACCUCCAGAUAGGGUUUUUCUGUUUAAUUUUUUAUUUUAUUUUUUUAAAUGCCCUCUUGUUCAAAAUGUUUUCACCCUCCAGAAAAUUGAGAUUUUAAGCUUUCCAAUAAUGUAUAUCACAUGCAUAUCUGACCAUUUUGAAAGUUGGCCAAAUUGGGGGUCUCAGAGCGGAACUUCAAGUCACCUGAGUGUUUUCCGCCAUAUGUAGCGAGCUGUCAAACCACGCGGCAAAAUCUAAAGCACUCCUUGAAGCAAUCACGUGGUAUAGCUGGGCAGCCAGGCUUCGGACGUCAUCAUAUUCAGAACCUCCUCAAAAUGAAGUGAGCCUGUGCACACACUUCGCGGAAACGUCCCUUCAUUAAUCGACACACCCUUCGAAAGUGGUCAUACCAGUUGAACCAAAUAUCUUCCGACUUGUACAGUACCUGAAUUCAUUUUCUGCCACUUCAGUCAUCAUAUGUUGAAGUCACCAACAGGACCUUCGGCGAACGGAGCAUUAGCCAAAACGAACAACUGCAGUUCGACAUUGCGAACUUGUGCGCUGAGACAAACGCCGUCUUCUCAAAAACCAUGGCUGAAAGUAUGGAGGGUCAUCUUCAAUGUCCCACCUGUCUGGACAUCUUCAAAGAUCCUGUCAUGCUGCCGUGCAGUCACAAUUUCUGCCGUGCGUGUCUGCAGAAGUGGCAGGACACAGGACAACGAACGUGUCCACUCUGUUGGACAGAGUUUAGUUCGAUGGCUAUCCCUCCGAACCUGGCACUGAAGAAUCUGUGUGAAAACUUUUCUCGAGCCUCAAUCAAGUCAGAGGACAUAUGCAGCAUGCACCAAGAGAAACUCAAACUCUUCUGUUUGGACCACCGGGAGUUUGUGUGCAUCAUCUGCAGAGACUCAGAAAUCCACGUUGGCCACACGUUCCGGCCCCUCAAAGAAAUUGUGAAAGGUCAUCAUGAGGAACUCAAGGAAGGCCUGCCGAAGGCCAUUGAAAGGCUCCAAAUUUACAACGACUGUCGAAAGAACUGCAACGAACAGGCAGAGUACAUCAAAGUCCAGAGGGAGAAUGUCGAACGCAAGAUUAAGAAGGAUUUUGAGGAGCUCCGGCGCUUUCUUCACGUCGAGGAGGAGGCCAGGUUGGCUGCGGUCAGGGAGGAAGAGCAAAAGAAGAGUGAGAUCAUGAAGGAGAAGAUUGUGUUUCUUGGCAAACAAAUGGCCGCUCUCUCGGAUGUCAUCAGAAGCACUGAGGAGCAGCUGGCGUCUGGCAAUGUUUCGUUCAUGAAAAACUUCAAGACUGUGAUGAGCAGAAUCCAGGAGCUGCCUGAAAAGCCGCAGCUGCUCCGAGGUGGUCUGCUAGACCAAGCCAAACAUGUGGGCAACCUCAAGUUCAAGGUGUGGGAGCGGAUGAAGGAGACACUCACCUGCAGUCCCGUCAUUCUGGACCCCAACACGGCCCAUCCAAAACUCCGUCUGUCUGAAGAUCUGACCAGUCUGAGUUGGGAAGAAGAACAGCAGCAGCGUCCAAAGAAUCCACAGAGGUUCGAGAAGGAGGAAUCUGUGCUGGGUGGUGCUUUGGAAUCGGAAAGACACGUGUGGGAUGUUGAGGUGGGAGACAACAAUGACUGGGCAGUGGGGGUCAUAGAUGGGGACCCUUGUUCGCCAGAUCGAAUGACUGGUUGGUACAUUGAAUUUGAGGAUGGUAAAUACAGGAUUCCCAGUUGCAGAUAUGCAGAAUGGAAUCCGCCUGUCAAAGUGCAGAGGAUCCGAGUUGAGGUGGACAUGAAAGAAAGGAUGGCAUCCUUCUCUGAACCUCUUACGAACACCGAAUUGUGGAACACUAAGAAGCCUUCCAAUUGGCCAGACUUGUCCGGUAACACCAAAAUGUAUCCAUACUUUUACACAACACAUAAAAGUCCACUAAAAAUAAUCCCCAUUCCACCUGGUGUUACGACUGCCGUCAGUUAGCGGUCAUGUUGACACGGCGUGAGUAAUAUUAUUUGAAAGUAAUUCUACUCUUACUUGAGUACAAUGUUUGGCUUUUCAUUUCAGUUUUAAAAAUCAAUCAAACGCAGGUGACUGAGUACUUGAGUGUUCUUUUCAUCAAAUACAUUUUUGUUUUCCAUUAAUGACUUUGACUUGUGAUUGAGUAAUCUUGUUCUAAAGUAAGUCUACUCUUACUCGCGUACCAUUUUUGGCAACUCUACUUAUGACAUUUUCAAAAUAAAUGAUUAGAAACACUUACUAAUUACUUGAGUAUUCGUUUCACCAAAUACUUUUUGACUUUCACACUACUCGAGUUAUCAUAAGUUGAGUUAUCAUAUGAUGACAUAACGCUACUCUUACUUGAGUAAAGUACAGGUAGUCCCAGGGUUACGACGUAACCUUAGUUGGAAGCUACGACGAAGCAUCAAUGUAAAGCCAUCUAUUGAUCAUAAUUAGAGCUGUCUCGACUAGUCAACGAGCACAACAUCCCGACGACGGUUAAUGAAGGUUUUAAAAAAAUGUGCGUGGAACGUUUAGAAUGGCGGACGCUCGGUAUGCAAGCGGGGAAAGUGGCACAAUGCCAAAAAAGCACACCAGAGUGGCCAAAGCCUGGACUUAUUUCAACUAACAAUGGCGGGUACACUGUUGUCUCUACCAGUACAAUGCCAACUUGGCUGCAAGUGGGCUUUAAAGAGCAUAUGACACGAGAAAAAAAGUCUUAAAUGGCAUUAUUAUGUGAAUUAGAAUCAUAUUUUGAGACGAUUCGACUAUACUGUAUACAACAAUUUAGCAAAGUACAGAUGACGAGAAAUUAGUCUUUUAAUCUGCCGGUUAGCCACGCCUACCAUUAUAGGGCUUUAGCGUCCCCAACAGGAGGAUGACGUCAGCGGUAGACAGGGCUCAUCGGUUUUACUAUUCAGCCCAUUGAGGGGGAAUUAUUCAGAACGAGGAAAACGCGACGAAGACAGCCGCAAAAUCUCAUUGUUUCAGUCUCUCUUCUCCAAUAUUUUUACAGGAUAUUCUUUUUAUCCAAGUAUUUUUCCCCAAUAGCUAUAUAAAUAAAUGGCUUGAGAAGGACCAGUCAGCCCGUCCUGGGGGAACUAUUCACAACGAGGAAAACGCGACGAAGAAAGCAGCAAAAUGUCAUUGUUUCUGUCUCUUUACUUCAAUAUUUUUACAGGAUAUUCUUUUUAUCCAAGUAUUUUCCCCAGUUGCUAAAUAAAUGGCAUGGUCAUGACAAAUAACAGUCUUGUGCUGAAUGGAAUAUGAAAUAAUAAAAAUCCAUUUAUUCAAGACGACAUGGCAAAGUUACUCCAUAAAUGGUCAAAACUGUCGACUUCACCUUUACUGUCGCACCUCCCGAACGAUAUUUUAUGACACCUAAAUCUGACAUACUGUAUGUCAUUUCCCUUCCCCGGCUUCGGAGAAUGUAAACAAACCAGAAGGCGUGACAGCUAGCCGACAUGCUAACCCGAACCGAGUGAUGUUUCAAAGUCUUCGAAGCGGAAAAUCACACAUAACUAUCCUGGAUUA